Messenger RNA from Rhopalosiphum padi (bird cherry-oat aphid), 3049 nucleotides. RefSeq lists its product as uncharacterized. The coding region runs from base 524 to 2785 and encodes 753 amino acids. NCBI's taxonomy places the organism in Eukaryota, Metazoa, Arthropoda, Insecta, Hemiptera, Aphididae. The record is from RefSeq and is a predicted model, not a curated record. The transcript has 4 exons.
UAACGAUUUACUAUCAAACGGUUUUAGAUACAAAAUAAAUUAAUAAAAUAUCCUAGAUUGACAAAUCAUCUCCGUUCAGAAUUGUUUUUUUUUAUACAAUGAUACAUUGAUACCUAUAUCAUUGCAUUCAAAUUUAAUACAUCCAUUAUAGUGACCUACUCUAUGACUGAGGUCCACUUCACCACUACUGUUCAGCAGAGCGAUUUCCCGAUUUUUUUUUUAUUGCAGUUUUAAUAUUUGACGAUACUUUGAUUUAAUUAAGAGACUGAUUAUACUUAAAUAUUAUAUACAUACUACAAUAUUAGUAUUGCGACCCUACUCAAAACUAUCUAGUUGUAUUCUAUGCAUUUUUUUUUAUUCGUCUAGCAUUGACACUCCUGAUCAAUUAUACACAAUUUCCGGUCAAAGUAAUGUAGUCGAAACGUUAUCUCCACCUGUAGUAGUGGACAUUUUUACUUUUAUCCGUGAUAUACAAAAUGACCUUUGUGAUCAUGGAUCAUUAUUUGGAUGUUCAUUCAAAGAUAUGGAUAUAAUAUCUGAAAAAAGAACUGGAUUACAAAGUACGAUCAGCUUUAAAUGUAAGAUGUGUGGACUUCAUAAGUCUAUUAAGACAGAUAAUUAUGAAAGUUCAGGAGCACUAAAUGUCAAUGAGUGUGCGAUUGUGGGUACUCUAUCAGCUGGGGGAGGUUAUAGUCACCUUUCACAAAUAUUUUCAGCUAUAAACAUUCCAGUUAUGAAUUUUAGUACCUACAGAGUCUAUGAAAAUAAAGUGACGGGCAAUUUUGAAAAAGUUGCUUCUGAGAUCAUGCUAAGUGCAGCGAUGGAGGAAAAAGCUUUAGCUAUACAAAAUGGCGAUGUUGAUAAAGAUGGUGUUCCUUUAUUAACAGUUAUAUGCGAUGGCAGUUGGGGAAAGAGAUCUUAUAGAACUAUGUAUAAUUCAUCUUCUGGAACAGCUGCUAUAAUUGGUCAACGAACCAAGAAAGUAUUGUUUAUGGGCGUUCGAAACAAAUACUGUCUUGUUUGCGCCAGAGCAUCAAAUUCCAAUAAAGAACCAUCAGAGCAUGUCUGUUUUAAAAACUGGGACGAUGGCCAAAGUUCUUCAGCUAUGGAAGCUUCUAUUAUUGUUGAAGGUUUUAAAACUAGUGAAGCCAUGUACGGUGUUCGAUAUGCUAAAUUUAUAGGAGAUGGGGACAGUAAUGUAUAUAAAAAAAUUUUAGAGCAAAGACCCUAUAAAGAUCUUACGGUACAAAAGGUAGAAUGUAGAAACCAUUUAUACAGAAAUUUUUGUAAUAAAUUAAGGGAUAUUGCAAAAAACAGAAGAUUCUUUGGUGAAUUUCGAAAUGCCUUAAAUGGAAAUGUAUUUCGACUUAGAAAUGCUGUUGCUAAAGCCGUAAAAUUUAGAAAAAUAUCUAAUGACAUUGCUGGUCUAAGAAGAGAUAUUGAAAAUGCUUCUUAUCAUGUUUUUGGAAACCAUAAUAAAUGUGAUUCAUAUUAUUGUCAAGGGCCAAAAGAAAAUGAGAUAAAUAAGGUUCCAGAAAUGGAAAAAAAUGGUAUAUUUGGAGAGAUAAUGACAACAAUAAGAAGAUACUUAUUAGUACAAUCUAAAUCACUCAUUCGGGACUUGGACAGUAAUAUUGUUGAAAGUUAUAAUGCAAUCGUAGCUAAAUGUAUUUCAGGUAAAAGAAUAAAUUACUCGUUGAGGCAAUCAUACACGGGACGGUGUAAUGUUGCCACAGUGACAUACAAUGCAAAAAAAACAGUUUAUGCUUACCACAAACUUAUCCACAAUAAGAGUCCUGGAAUUUUCACUAAAAGAAAAGAAGAAAGGAUAAUAUUAGCAGCGCAGGCGACGUCUUCAAGAAGACGUGGUUUAAUACGUAGACAGUUAUUUCCAGCAAAUAAGACAGUAGGACGUUCAGAUCCUUCUUAUGGGGAUAAUUCUGAAAAACCAGAUAUGGCAGAGAAUGACUUUGAAGCUGAAAAAGAAAAAAUCCUUUCUUCGUUACUUCUGAACGAAGAAGAAAGGACAAUUUUAGAACGUGAAACUGUAGAUCAGAGUCUAUCAAACAAGUGGGUAGACCGAAGAAGGAAAAUGCUCACCGCCUCUAAUUUUGGUAAAAUUAUCAAAAUGAGACAAACCACAACCUGUCAGAGUUUUGUUCAAAAUCAUUUGUUUGGUGGAGUGACUACAACUGCCAUGGAGUAUGGAAAAUCGAAUGAAGAAACAGCACUGAGAGUACUAGAACGUAUUUUAAAUGUACAAAUUACUAAAUGUGGUAUUUUUGUGGACAGUGAAAAUCCAUUCUUAGGAGCUACUCCAGAUGGUCUAAUUGGUAACGACGGAAUAGUUGAGGUAAAAUGUCCUUCAUCGGCAGAACAUUUAACGCCAGAAGAAGGUAUCAUACAAAAAAAAAUAACAUUUUGGAUGUUAAACAAAUCUGGAGAAAUUAGCGGAAUUAAUAAAAAACAUAACUGGUAUUUUCAAGUGCAAGGCCAACUAAAUGUGUGUCAAAAAAGCUUUUGCCAGUUUGCAGUUUGGACUCCUAAAGGCAUUAAAAUUGAAAAAAUCGAACGUGAUGAAGUGUUGUGGAAAAGUAUGAUGGUAGAAAAAUUAAAAUAUUUUUAUCUCAACUGUAUACUGCCAGAACUAGCCGACAGUCGAUUUUUAAGGUCAAUGCCGAUAAGGAAUCCAAAAGAAAUAAUAGAUGCACAAGAAAAAAAAUUGAAAAGAAAGGAAAACUUAAAGAACAAAAUAAAUGAUGAACAAGAUGUAUCUACUAACUGAAAUAAUAUAAUAUACCUAACUUUUGUUUAUUCCUUAUAAGUGUUUAUAGAUACCUACAUAAUUACGAGUACCUAUGCAUAAUGCAUAUAUAUUAUAUUAAUCCGUAUGUUAAUUAAAACGUGUAAAAUAAAUACAUUUAAACCUAUUAUAAAAACUGUCCUAACUACCUAUGUAUUAUAAUAAUAUUUUUAACUUUUUAAGAGGAUGUCAGCGCACUAUAUUUGUUUUCUCUCUGGCCCACGCGCAACAUAGACAAAACGCAUU